UUCCGAAGCGGACAGCUGUAGAGCUGACGACUAGAGCGCUGACACUAGUUUGCUUCCUGAUUGGUUAGUUGCGACAGGCCUGCUAAGGUGAGAGUUCACAGCACUGCACAGCAACCGUGAACAACCAUGGCGGCGCUCAGAUGUAGUUCGUCUCUUCUAAGAGUUAUUCUUAAAGUGAAGCGAUCAUCACACAAUGCAAGCUGUUGGUUCAUUGCUUCUCGUAAUCUUUAUUCUACUCACUAUGACCCUAACGAAGAAACAUUUGAAAAAAUUCUUAUUGCUAACCGAGGAGAAAUUGCUUGCAGGGUUAUUAAAACAUGUAAGCGGAUGGGUAUCAAAACGGUUGCUAUACAUAGUGAUGCAGACUCUGGAGCGGUUCAUGUAAAAAUGGCGGAUGAGGCUGUCUGUGUUGGCCCAGCUCCCACCAGCAAAAGCUACCUCAACAUGGACGCCAUCAUGGAAGCCAUUAAGGAAACUGGAGCCCAAGCUGUCCACCCAGGAUAUGGAUUUCUUUCAGAAAACAAAGAAUUUGCCAGACGUCUGGCAACGGAAGGCGUCACUUUCAUUGGACCUGAUACACAUGCUAUUCAAGCAAUGGGAGAUAAGAUUGAAAGCAAAUUGUUAGCCAAGAAAGCAAAGGUCAAUACGAUACCUGGCUUUGAUGGUGUGGUUAAGGACACAGAUGAAGCUGUCAGAAUUGCAAGGGAAAUUGGCUACCCCAUCAUGAUCAAGGCCUCGGCAGGUGGUGGUGGGAAAGGCAUGAGGAUCGCCUGGGAUGAUGAAGAGACCAGAGAAGGUUUUAAGUUUUCUUCACAAGAAGCUGCAUCAAGUUUUGGUGAUGAUCGACUUUUAAUAGAAAAAUUUAUUGACAAUCCUCGUCACAUUGAAAUACAGAUUUUGGCAGACAAGCAAGGCAAUGCACUUUGGCUCAAUGAGAGAGAGUGCUCCAUUCAGAGAAGAAACCAGAAAGUAGUGGAAGAGGCACCAAGCACUUUUCUUGAUACUGAAACCAGAAGAGCAAUGGGAGAACAAGCAGUUGCACUUGCACAAGCAGUACAGUAUUGCUCUGCAGGAACAGUGGAAUUCCUAGUGGACUCAAGAAGGAAUUUCUACUUCUUAGAGAUGAACACACGACUUCAGGUUGAACAUCCCGUCACAGAAUGCAUUACUGGCCUGGAUUUGGUCCAAGAAAUGAUCCGCGUUGCCAAGGGUUACUCUCUGAGGCACAAACAAGCUGAUAUCCCCAUCAAAGGCUGGGCAAUUGAAUGCAGAGUUUAUGCUGAGGAUCCUUACAAAUCAUUUGGCCUACCUUCUAUCGGCAGGUUAUCACAGUAUGAAGAACCACUGCAUAUACCAGGUGUACGUGUUGAUAGCGGCAUUGAAGAAGGAAGUGAAAUCAGCAUUUACUACGAUCCUAUGAUUUCAAAAUUGGUUACAUAUGGAUGUGACAGAGCAGAGGCACUGAAAAGAAUGGAAGAAGCUCUGGAUAACUAUGUAAUUCGAGGGGUGACGCAUAAUAUUCCACUAGUCCGAGAGGUGAUCAUUCAUCCACGCUUUGUUAAAGGUGAUAUUAGUACAAAGUUCCUCCCUGAGGUUUAUCCUGAUGGUUUUAAAGGGCAUAAGCUUACUGACUUUGAAAGACUGGAAUUACUAGCAACUACUUCAGCUUUGUAUGUGUCUGCACAACUGAGAUCACAGAGGUUUCUUGAUCCGGCGAGGGUUCCUUUUGCUAAAGCAGAUCAGAAGAAUUGGGAGCUCUCAGUUCAGCUAGAUGAAGGAAUUCACUCAGCUGUGGUCACCAGAUCUGGAUCAACGUACUCUGUGGAACUUGAUGGGAAGAUGCUGAAUGUGACCAGUGAGUGGAACCUUGCUUCAGCUUUGUUGUCUGUCACAGUCAAUGACACCCAGAGGACCAUCCAGUGCCUUUCUCGAGAUGCAGCUGGAAACAUGACCAUUCAGUUUUUGGGCACAGCGUAUAAGCUGGCUGUAAUGACAAAACUGGCAGCAGACCUAAGUAAGUUCAUGCCAGUGAAAGCUGAAGAGGAUACCAGCAGCAUUUUGAGAUCACCAAUGCCUGGAACAGUAGUGGCAGUUUCUGUUAAACCAGGAGAAGAGGUUGCAGAAGGUCAAGAGAUCUGUGUAAUCGAAGCUAUGAAAAUGCAGAACAGUUUAACAGCUGCCAAAACUGCAAAGGUUAAAGCUGUUCACUGCAAGCCCGGUGUCACAGUUGGUGAAGGCGAUUUACUUGUUGAACUGGAAUGAAGAAAUUUGUAAAUUAAGUGUGAAAAAUUGUAUUCUUAACUUUUUAAACACAUGGAUAGGAUCAUGCAUUUCCUAGUAAUUCUGUAAAUGUUUCAUUUUUUUUGUUGUUCUAAACAAAAAAGUCAUUCAAACUUCUUUAAAUAAAAACUUAAUAUUUAAAAAGGAUUGUGAUUACUGGUAAAAUUCAUCUUUUUUUCUCCAUUCAUUUUUAAAACAAUAUCUUCCAAACCUUGUGCAGACAAUUUAAUUACUUUGAAUUUUGUUACUUGCCAUGCCCAUCACUUUCUUUUUGCAGUGAAAGAAAAACUUAUUCAAAAGACUGAAAUGAAACUAGGAGCAGUAAAAUAUAAAAGUAUUUCAGUACCAGCC
Protopterus annectens (West African lungfish) is the source of this 2631-nucleotide messenger RNA. It is a transcript of the gene PCCA, whose product is annotated as propionyl-CoA carboxylase subunit alpha. Gene Ontology annotation, cellular component: mitochondrion. NCBI's taxonomy places the organism in Eukaryota, Metazoa, Chordata, Ceratodontiformes, Protopteridae. The record is from RefSeq and is a predicted model, not a curated record. Gene Ontology annotation, molecular function: metal ion binding; propionyl-CoA carboxylase activity; ATP binding. The coding region runs from base 127 to 2262 and encodes 711 amino acids. The transcript is spliced from 24 exons.